This is a messenger RNA of Melanotaenia boesemani (Boeseman's rainbowfish), 2199 nucleotides long. It is a transcript of the gene capns1a, whose product is annotated as calpain, small subunit 1 a. The record is from RefSeq and is a predicted model, not a curated record. Gene Ontology annotation, molecular function: calcium ion binding. The transcript has 11 exons. Lineage: Eukaryota; Metazoa; Chordata; Actinopteri; Atheriniformes; Melanotaeniidae. The coding region runs from base 159 to 809 and encodes 216 amino acids.
CGGAAACCGGAGUUAACGCUCCUCCUCCUGCUCUCCGCCGCAGCGGGGGCUGGGGUGUGUUCACGGACCCUCCCACCGACCGCGUUCAGUGGAGCUCCUGCAGGCUGGGACACAUCCUGCUUCUAACCCUACAAGCGCUGCUGCCACACGUUGAGAGGAUGUUCUUUGCCAAAAAAUUCAUCAGCGGCAUCAUCGAUGUUGUCAGCAACAUCGACCCCCAGCAGUUUGUGCCCUCUGAGCCUCCUCCACCACGCAGGCCGGUUGCAUAUGCAGAGCAGCAUGAAAGCGAGGAGGAGAAACAGUUCCGUCGAGUCUUCCAGCAGCUAGCUGGAGAUGACAUGGAAGUCAGCCCCUCUGAACUGAUGAACAUCCUGAACAGAAUCAUUGCAAAACGCGGAGAUCUGAAGACAGAUGGUUUCUCCAUUGAGUCUUGCAGGAGCAUGGUGGCAGUCAUGGACAGUGACAGCACUGGAAAACUCGGCUUCCAUGAAUUCAAACAUCUCUGGAACAACAUAAAAAGAUGGCAGGGCGUGUACAAGACUUACGACGCAGAUGGGUCCGGUGUUAUUGGUGCUGAUGAACUGCCUAAUGCUUUCAGAGCUGCUGGGUUCCCUCUAAAUGAUCAGCUCUUCCAGAUGAUCAUUCGCAGGUACAGCGACGAAAACGGAAACAUGGACUUUGACAACUACAUUGGCUGCCUUGUGCGACUUGAUGCCAUGUGCCGUGCCUUUAAAACCCUGGAUAAGGAUAACAAUGGAACAAUCAAAGUCAAUGUUCAAGAGUGGCUUCAGCUAACCAUGUACUCUUGAGUACCUGUGAUGCCUUUCCUGCUUGUUUUAUUAAACCACUUUGUUUGACUACAUAGAACAAAAUAUUUUAUCCAUACAGUUUUCUUUGUUUCAUUUGUGUGUGCCAUUUUAUAAUCGAUAAUCAGUGCAAUGGAAGUGUUGAUGGGAGGCUCUGCAAGUCAGAAUUUAAAUUAAAGAUCCCAAACUUGCAUGUGCAAUGCUGCUCAAAACUAAAAAGUCAGAAAUAAAUGCUUCUUAAAAGGUCAGAAGAAUGAAGCCCACAUGAAUGAGGUGUGUAAAUAUCAUUGUGUGUUGAACAGGUGUGAUUUGGUUAGCUAGUUUGGCAUUUACCCUGAAGUCAAAAAUAGCACGAGGACACAGAGCAACCUGUUUGCCCAUCAUCUGAGCAUUUGUGAAAAACCUGAAGAAAGCAGCUUUGCUUCAGGCUCUGGGGCUGGUUCCACAAAGGCGUGUCCUGUUAGAGAAAAAUUCCCAUGUCACCCUAAAAGUGAAGCUUGAGGGAAUAUUCAGAGCUUCUGACAACUCGGUCUCACCUUUAAGACGUCACUGCCAAAAUAUCUUCCAUAAGGCAAAUACUAUCUGUCAGAGUUAACAGAAGUCAGGUGUGAAAUGACAGCAUGGUUGGUUGCGUUGUGGAGGGUUAGGGUUGGCACACCUACACCUGUUUCCCAUGUUUAGAUGUCAUGAAUGGCGUGGGUGUGUCCAGAGCACCAUUUCUUGUUGCUAGACCUGUUGUGGCGGCACAGCCUAUUUUCUGAACGUUAUUUACCAGCAGAUUCCUAGAAAACUUUGGCCCAGCCUCAGCUUUCAAACCUCUAGAGCAGAAUUUCUCCGUCUGGUUUGCAGUAUUUUUAGACUUCAGUUUCAUUUGGAGACUUUGUGAACCCGUCGAUAAAACGUGAUCUGGCCAAGCAAUUUUGAUUAAAGCUAAAAGGAAAAUGAGGAUAAAUGUAUUACGUAAGGCACAGUCUGAACACAGUAGAGCACAUUUUAAUAUAUGAUGACAUUUAGCAUUAAAGCUGUACUUAUUAGCUGUCACAAAAAGGCGAAACGGCAUAAAAAUGCUAAAAUUUCUCUAAAGUGACAUACUAUCAUAUAUUUUGAUGUAGAUACGCAGCAUAUGUUUACCAUACUGAAUGCAAGAGUAUGUUAACUUCCCAAGUUUAGAACGUUUAUUGUUAUACAGUUUAAUGUUCAGUACUCGUGAUGAUGACUUGUCUCUGUAUUUACUGCAGGUAAAUUUUCUGAACAAGACCAUGUCGGCACGUGUAAAUGAAUCAUAUAUAUGGAUGCCAAUAACGCACGUACUUAACUGUUAACACAUUACUGAACAUGCUGAUGUCAAAUAAAUUCUUGUGCCAUGUUUGAAAUAAAAGUGAUGUAUUGAAAA